Molecule: messenger RNA, 1604 nt
Organism: Lolium rigidum
Lineage: Eukaryota; Viridiplantae; Streptophyta; Magnoliopsida; Poales; Poaceae
Exons: 11
Coding region: 60-1604 (514 amino acids)
Source: RefSeq, a predicted model, not a curated record
UCCCCUGCGGAAGCCGCGCCACCCCUCCCUUGGUCGGCGCGCGGAAGCUGUGUGGGCAAAUGGCUGCAAAGAAGCAGAAAGAGAAGAGGGACCAAAGAGCCAUAGACGAAAAGAAGAGACUGGCUGUAGUCAAGAUGCAGAAAAGGGCAAGGGAUAAAAGAGCCAGAGACAGAGGGAAACUGUCAAAAGAAAGACAGGUUUCAGGGAAUAGUUCUCCCAGAACACCCUGGAUAAUUGAAAUGGUGGAGCUCAACCGGUUGUGGAGUAAGCAGGCAAAAGAUUUUGACGAACGAUAUGGGCAUCCUGAUCCAGUUACUUCAGACCGGAGUUUUGUAGAGAAGGCAUUUGGUUCUACAAAUGUGGAUUGCGAUGAUUCGUUGGCUUCCAGUAUUGUCUCGCUUGCUUUAUUCGAUGCGUUUGAGAAUAACAGAAACAGAGCUGAUAGAUUGAGGAUUAAAGUGCUCCUUCCUCGCGAAAGAAAUAUCCAUAUAGAUGGCUUCUUGGGACUAUAUGAUAAAGAUAUUGCUAUUGUCACGUGCUUCUACUGCUCAGAUCCCCGUUCUGUCAAUCUGGAUGCUCAGGUACAACAUCUGUCUGAUCAUGAUUCAGUAGUAGCUCUUGGGCGUGCCUUCAACUCGGGCACUUUGAUGUCCGUUGAGGGGCAGCGGAUUCAUGUCGUGACUACGGAUGGCUCUGAACGUGCUCUGAUCUAUAAUUGCACUAUCACAGAGGCUGGACUUGGAGGACCAGUUAUUGAUAAGGAUGGACACUUUCUGGGGUUGAACAUUGAUUGUGAUACCAAUACGAAAAGGACCUCGAUCCUACCAUGGCAGUUGCUUCGUGAACGCUUGCAAUAUUUUGAGAAGUACACCCCUAACUCUACCAAUUUCCGUGCAUAUACCUUGCCUGAAGAUUUAUUCAGCAUAGUCCCAUCAGGACAUUGGAAUACUGUCAACUAUCUGACAUCCAUGGGAUAUCCUAAGCCACCACCACUUGUGCUCGAGAUUGGUGGGAGUUUGUGUAAUAAAUUUGAAGAGAAAUUUGGUGAAUCAUAUGUUUAUAAGGGCUUAGAUUACAAUCUCUGGUGUCGUGGUACUAGGGAGGGGGUCUUCUCUAAACUUCGGAAAGAAGUCUUAACAAAUAUAUGCCGGCGUGUUGUCUUCCUUACUUCAUACAAUGGAGACAGGAGAUCCUUCGCUUGCACAGGCUAUCUUAUAAAGUGGCAUAAAAAAGGCACGCACGUUAUUCUGACCUCGGCCAGUUUGGUUAGGAGUCCCGUUGAUGAAGACAAGAUCGAUGAGAAAUUAAAGAUUGAUGUAUUUUUCCCACCGAAUCAGCACGCUACCGGGAAAUUGGAACUAUACCAUUUAGAUUAUAACAUUGCGGUAAUCAGUGUUCAGAAGCGUCUACGUGGUACUCAUCCGGAGAAUAUUUUCCACACAGAAAAGCCGCGUAAAAAGGUAGUAGCUAUAGGGUGUGAGGUUAAUGAUGGAGUAUUAAUGGGGAAAACUGGAGUAGUGGCUAAGAAGCCUUAUGACAAACCUAGCAAGCUUGACUGCAAAGACCUUGAGCUGUCUACUUGUAAAAUGAAGAAGGUACACUGA